Molecule: messenger RNA, 663 nt
Organism: Gloeophyllum trabeum ATCC 11539
Lineage: Eukaryota; Fungi; Basidiomycota; Agaricomycetes; Gloeophyllales; Gloeophyllaceae
Exons: 2
Coding region: 1-663 (220 amino acids)
Source: RefSeq, a predicted model, not a curated record
AUGUCUGCUCCUAGAAUCGACAUCGAGCCCGGUACUCCCGCUCGCGACUGGGCGAACGAAACUAUUCUGCAAGAAGCGGCUGUAAACCCCGACCCUUACUCUACACCAAACCUCGAGAUCCCCGGUGCAUACCCACUGACGAAGGAGGAUCAUGAUCCCGACGCGCAAGUCGAUCCAAAUCAGCUAGUGGAUCGCGCGAAGCAAUACCUCCCUGCCCAAGAGGACGUCGCUGAGACACUGCAGAAUGCAGGACAGGUCGCUAGCUCCACUUUGCAGUCUGCAGCUGAGACCGCGAAGCAAUACAUACAAGCGGGGGCGGCCACGUACCUGCCUGUCGGGAACUCUGGGGAUGUCUCACUGCCCUCCACUGAAGUAAACGGCGCACGUCCAUCCGAGCAUGUGGACGGUGUCGGCGCACUGCCGGGGAGGAUCGGCGAGGCAGGGGUGGCCAAGUUACCCGACGAGAGGGAGCCCCAGGAGAAGCAGAGCACGCUGGCCGGGGUGGCCGUGACGGCGGGAGAGAAGGCCGCCGCGGCGCAGAGGAGUGUCAGCUCUACUAUCGCCGGCGUGCAGAGCACUGCUAGUCAGGUGAUGGGGAACGCAACCAGCGCCGCCUCGGACAGCGCGCAAGAAACCGUUAACCAGAUCAAUGGCACGACAUAG